AUGGAAGAGAUUACAGAUCCGGUUUCACUAGACGAUUUUAGCGCAGAAGCCAUGGAAAGCUGGGGAAUGAUGACGUUUCGUGAUUCUCUAGUGCUUUACACCAAUGGUGUGACUUCUGCAAGCAGCAAGGAGUAUAUUACCCUCGUCAUCUGCCACGAAGUUUACCAUCAGGAAUCCUCGAUCGUUCGAAUAUUCGAAUAUUUGGCGGGUGAAACGAUCUUCAAACGAUCACUUAUCGAAUGCCUCAACAAAUACGCGUACGCUAACUCGAAGGACUCACAUCUUUGGGAAAUCGUCCAAAAGUACACCGAACUCCUCAAUGAAAUUUUUAUUCAAGAUGUAGCAGAUACCCAUAUCAAGAAGGUCGGAUGUCCUGAGAUUUUUGUCACGUUAUCCGACAAGGAGGUCACUGUACACAUUCAGACUCUCUUUUUCUUCGAUGGUGCAUUACAAGCCAAUACCAGAUGGCCAAUUCCCAUACACUAUCGGGCAGACGAUGGAACCGAGUCGCAAUUACAAUGGAUAAAGCUCCACGAGAACAAAAGUGGCAUGCGAUAA
Angiostrongylus costaricensis is the source of this 558-nucleotide messenger RNA. The record is from the annotation of a GenBank genome assembly. Lineage: Eukaryota; Metazoa; Nematoda; Chromadorea; Rhabditida; Metastrongylidae.